Dermatophagoides pteronyssinus (European house dust mite) is the source of this 873-nucleotide messenger RNA. RefSeq lists its product as uncharacterized. The record is from RefSeq and is a predicted model, not a curated record. NCBI's taxonomy places the organism in Eukaryota, Metazoa, Arthropoda, Arachnida, Sarcoptiformes, Pyroglyphidae.
UUUUUUUGAAUAAUUUUUGUAGAAUUUUACAAAUUUCAUGAGAUUCAUUUUCAAUCUAACCAAGCCACGAUCCGCAUCCAUAUCAUCCAUAUUUGUUUGUUUGUUUGAAAGAGAAAGUUUUUUCUUUAUUGAUGAAAAUAUGGUAAUGGCGGUAACAAUAUUGUCAUCCGUACCAUCAUCGACUCGACCAUCAUCAUCAUCAUCAUCAUCGAUGCAAUCGAUACCGAUCAAUACUAAUCAACAAUCGAUUGGUCAAUGGCAAUUUUCGGCCAUUACUAUUUUAUUAUUUAGUAUUCUAUUACUAUUUGGUUGUGGUUUUAGCCCGUCAUUACAGAUUUCAUUUGCACCAAAAUUGAUUACACGUUUUUGUUAUAAUUCACCAAAUUUAUCAACAAUCAAUAGUCAAUGUGUCCUAUGUAAUUAUUAUAUGUUUGAUGCAACGGUUCUUGGAUGUACUGGAUCGACAGCAUUGACAAUGAAUAUAACGGCAACACAGGCAUUUUGCGUUAUUUCACAAUGUUUAGGUCAAGUAAGACAACAGCCAGUAUUUUUGGGACGUCGUAAGCGAGAUUCAUCGAAUGAUUCACCGUCGAUGAUGAUUGAUUCGAAUGUUUUAAAAAAUUCCACUAUUUCAACAUCACCUGCCGAUGAAUAUCGUAUUGAAAAAGAAAUUGAAGCCGAUAUUGUUCCCGAUGAUGAUCUGGAUGAUGAUAACGAUAGCAUCGAUAAUGAUGAUGGCUAUGAAAUUCAAUAACCACUAAAAUGAGGAGCAAAUAUUAUCAUUAAUCAUCCACUAACCAACUAACUAACCUGACAUUUCCAUUAUAUUUUUCACCCAAAAAAAAUUCAUUCCCAACCCUGUUUUAUUUUCAA